AUGUGUGCCGAUAACUCAGAAACACUAAUAUGCGGCCAGCAAGUCAGCAGCUACGCGCAAGGGGGAAGUUAUGGACCCCAGGCAGGUGUACGGCAAUGUGCAAAGACCAAGGCAAUCCUUCUAUGGGCAGUGUCCAAUGGUCAUCGCCCAGAUAAUCCCCAGAGCUGGCAGAAUAUACUCGAGUGGUGCAAUUACAACCAUGGGGCUGAGUUUCUUAACAUUGUCGGGAAGCGACUAGAGAAGACAGUCUGGUACUUUACAAAACUGGCUUCGGGACACCAGUUGAACCAAGAUUCAUUUGGCAACUCUACAGAUGGUAUCGCAGAGGCAGAGGCGUGGCUUGCAAGGCAAAAGAGUCUCAAUGAUGUCGAGAUGAAAGACGCAGACUCUGUGGUCAAGACAGAUAACAAGUCACAAGUCUCAACUUCGACCCGCAGACGCACCAAAGUUCAUCGACGCCAUCGACCUCCACGCUCUAGCGACGCAGCUUCCUCUAGUGUCGGGUCAUCUACAUCCGAAACACGACAAGGCAGUGAUAAAAGGAAGGCGUUGGAGCGAAGUUGGGAGAUCCUGUGGGAUCAAGCCAAACGGGAUGCCGGGCAAGGACAAGAUUACAAGUUCCGUCGCCUGAUGGUAAUGGAAGAAGCAAUACAAUCCAUGAAGAUCGAGAUUGACAGGCUACAGUGGGAGAAUGCCUUUGGGCUAUGA
Messenger RNA from Fusarium tjaetaba, 708 nucleotides. RefSeq lists its product as uncharacterized. The transcript is spliced from 2 exons. Lineage: Eukaryota; Fungi; Ascomycota; Sordariomycetes; Hypocreales; Nectriaceae. Bases 1 to 708 code for a protein of 235 amino acids. The record is from RefSeq and is a predicted model, not a curated record.